AUGGCUUUCACACCUAGAGGCGGUCGUGGCGGCGGCGGGCGUGGUGGGGGUGGUGACCGUGGAGGUCGCGGCGGCUUCACCCCCCGAGGUGGUCGCGGCGGAUUCGGCGGAGGUCGCGGCGGCGGUGACCGUGGCGGACGUGGAGGUGGCCGUGGAGGUGGGGGCCGUGGUGCCCCCAGAGGCCGUGGUGCCCCUCGAGGAGGUGGCCGUGGCGGAGCCGGAGCCCGUGGAGGAGCCAAGGUCAUUGUUGAGCCCCAUCGCCACGCAGGUGUUUUCGUCGCCCGCGGAAAGGAGGAUCUCCUUGUCACCAAGAACUUGACCCCCGGAGAGUCUGUUUACGGCGAGAAGCGCAUCAGCGUUGGUGCUAGCACCGCGCCCAAGGAUGGCGAGACCGAAGCCCCAUCCAGCACAGAGUACCGUGUCUGGAACCCCUUCCGCUCCAAGUUGGCCGCUGGUAUCUUAGGUGGUGUCGACAACAUCUACAUGGGCCCUGGCUCCAAGGUCCUGUACCUCGGUGCCGCUUCAGGAACAUCAGUCUCUCACGUUGCCGACAUUGUCGGACCCGAGGGAACUGUUUUCGCUGUUGAGUUCUCCCACCGCUCCGGUCGUGAUCUCAUCAACAUGGCCACUCACCGCACCAACGUCAUCCCCAUCGUUGAGGAUGCUCGUCACCCUCUGAAGUACCGCAUGCUCGUCGGCAUGGUCGACUGCAUUUUCGCCGACGUUGCCCAGCCCGAUCAAGCCCGUAUCGUUGGUCUCAACGCCGGACUCUUCCUCAAGGUUGGAGGUGGUAUCGUCAUCUCCAUCAAGGCCAACUGUAUCGACUCUACUGCCGCCCCCGAAGCCGUCUUCGCACAGGAAGUCAACAAGCUGCGAGAGAUGGGCAUCAAGCCCAAGGAGCAGCUUACCCUUGAGCCCUUCGAGCGUGACCACGCCAUGGUUGUUGGUGUUUACCAGCGUUCGCAAUAG
Alternaria arborescens is the source of this 969-nucleotide messenger RNA. Its product is annotated as rRNA 2'-O-methyltransferase fibrillarin. NCBI's taxonomy places the organism in Eukaryota, Fungi, Ascomycota, Dothideomycetes, Pleosporales, Pleosporaceae. Gene Ontology annotation, biological process: rRNA methylation; box C/D sno(s)RNA 3'-end processing. The record is from RefSeq and is a predicted model, not a curated record. The transcript is spliced from 4 exons. Gene Ontology annotation, cellular component: small-subunit processome; box C/D methylation guide snoRNP complex; nucleolus. Gene Ontology annotation, molecular function: histone H2AQ104 methyltransferase activity; rRNA methyltransferase activity; RNA binding. The coding region runs from base 1 to 969 and encodes 322 amino acids.